This is a messenger RNA of Rana temporaria (common frog), 2344 nucleotides long. RefSeq names its product A-kinase anchor protein 7-like. Lineage: Eukaryota; Metazoa; Chordata; Amphibia; Anura; Ranidae. The transcript is spliced from 7 exons. Gene Ontology annotation, molecular function: protein kinase A regulatory subunit binding. The record is from RefSeq and is a predicted model, not a curated record. Bases 110 to 781 code for a protein of 223 amino acids. Gene Ontology annotation, cellular component: cytosol.
GCCCACCGUCUGCUUCUACUGCGCAUGUGCCGUGCACUAGAAGCCGUUCAGGGAGGAAGCUGUCAUCUUGCUAUCAACGCAGCCCGGGCAUUCGGAACAAAUUUAAAACAUGUUUUCGAAUCAAGAAGGCAAAAGAAAAAAGAAAAAGAAACAUUCAGUUGCCAAUUAUUUUGUCUCUCUUCCGAUUACAAAUGAAAAGAUUCUUGAAAACAUCCAGAUUUUUCAAGAUAGUGUUGUACAGAAGGAUGACCGAUUUUCUUCAGUGAUGAAAAACAAAGGCUCAUAUCACCUUACACUCUGCCUGAUGCAAAUAAACCGAGAAGAAGAUGUGAGCAUAGCGAUUGAUGCACUUUUGGAGAGUAAGGUGAAGAUCGAGGACAUUCUGCAGGGAAAAGAUUUGGUCCUUCAAUUUCUUGGUGUAUCUCAUUUUAAUAAUCAAGUUGUCUUUGCAAAGAUAGCGGAGGAUCCUUCAAAAGCUACUCUUAAAGAAAUUACUGAUACUGUAAAAAAUACAUUCAAAGACAAAGAGCUUUUUAAAGUGGUAAAUAACAGCUCUAUACCACAUUUGACACUUAUGAAUAUGGAAAGUGCACCAGACUUACAAGAGCAGGGAGUAAUAAUUUACCCUAGUUUGUACAGAACCUUCAGGAAACAUUAUUUUGGAGACGAAACAGUGUCCAGACUUGAUCUUUGCUCAAUGGACAAGGCAAGACAGCCUGAUGGAUACUAUCAUACUGAGGCUUCCAUCUUCAUUGGUUGCUCAUCUGAUGCUCACACCUAAAAAAUGCAGCCUUAUGGGUCCUAAUGAAGACAUCAACAUGCUCCAUGUUACGCCCUAAGGCAUCAUGCCCACUGGACAUUACUUCAGCUGCUCCUAGGAGUGUCUGGUGUGGGGAGUCUUUUUUUUUCCCUACCUUUAAACACCCCUGCAUGUUAGCCUAUGUGUUUAUGCACACCUAAGCUUUUAGAGUAGUUUAGAGGUAGAGGCAUUUAGCGGCAGGAUAGAGAAAACGAUUGAUGCUUCUAAACGCGUGUAACUGUAAUUAAACACAUCUAGAUAGAAUGUUUCAAUUGGUAUUGUGUAUCCAGCAAAACAUUGGCAAUUUCAUAGUCAAUAUCUAAAUGUAUUACUACAAACCUGUACUUUUUUUGAUGAUAAUUAAUACCCAUACAAUAAACAUAUGGACAGCUGGAUAGAGGGGAUAUAGGGUCCAAGCUAUAUACUGGCACAAUGAUGUGGCAUCUAUCCUGCUUCUAUAUGCGUGGUGUUUCUUGCAGGAUGUCCCUUAUCGGAUUUACAUAUAGAUGGGGGUGCAGGGUCAGCCUUGAGCAUAACACGGCCUCUUUCUGCCUUUGUCCUGAUAGUGAGGCUUGGUCAAAUCCAAGCCUCGCUCUUGGUGACCGGGUUACUCUAGGUUUCAUGCACUAUGGGAUACUGAGCAUCUGCAUGCCAUUCCUGACUUUAUACAUUGGGUGGCAUGGAGUGUAUAAAGAGGCUGGCUGGCCAGCCAACAGCCAUUGUGCUGGAGCCACGAGGAAACAAGCUGAUAGACAGAAAAAUAGUAAUUAGAGAGACCCUCUUUGAUCAUGUACUGCCAUUUACAAUAGUUUUAACUAAUAAACAGUUUACUGGACCUGGAGGGGGCAAUGUUGCUGGGGAUACUCUACAAUCGAGGUUGUUGUUGACAAACCUAGCUACCCCAUUCAGAGAGACAUAUAUUAGGGCUGCGGAAAUUAACGAUUAAUUCCUCGAUUAAUCGUUAAUUCUUUUGAUCGGUACUAAUCCGCGAAGCUCCACUGCUGCCUCGGCCAUAGGAAAGGCCACGACUUCGUCCUAGCUCCCGGAGCGGUGUUCAUCUUGGUCCUCCUGGCACUACAUGAAAGUCCGGCGCUUCACCAGAGACCAGCAAAGAGAAGCAGUGAUCCAUCCCCUGGCGAUAAGGAGCUCUCAACGGUGCAUUCUCCUCAUCUCUCUACGGCUUCCCCAGGACUUGGGUUGGCAUUUCAGCGGGACUGACGUCAUCCCACAGGACGGAACGGAGCUUCCUGGUUCCCCUCUCCCGAAGACACGGCUUUGGAAUCCGCGCUCCGCAUGUUGGAGGGCCCCCCCACAUGCUGGAUCGCAUGCCUUUCGAGUUACAUCUAGCUAAAAGGUACCGGCGGCUAGCCCGUUUUCCCAUUCAAGUCACAUCAUUCUCAUAUCUCAUAUUGGGACCCAUCAGCCCCCUCCCUCUGCUCUAGGGAUCACAGGUGGUUUCUCAAGUGCUUCAUUUUUAAUUGGAAUCAUUUUCAUUCACUUUUACUUAUAUUAUGAUUGAAUAAAUUACUUAUUUCUUCUCUUAAC